UUCUACUGCUCUUCACUUCAAUUACUGCUCCGUCCCCACUUUGUGAUUGUGAGGUGGUACGUAUCCAGAAGAAGAAGAAGAAGAAGAAGAAGAAGCAGACGAAGGACAGAGGAGGGGGCAGAGUCAUGGCGGCAGUGAAGACGAUCAAGUUGGGGUCUCAGGGCUUCGAGGUGUCCGCUCAGGGGCUUGGCUGCAUGAGCAUGUCUGCCUUCUACGGGUCCCCGAAGCCCGAGCCCGACAUGAUCGCCCUCAUCCACCACGCUGUCAACAGCGGCAUCACCUUCCUCGACACCUCCGAUAUCUACGGCCCUCACACCAACGAGAUUCUCCUCGGCAAGGCGUUGAAGGGGAUAAGGGACAGAGUCCAAUUAGCCACCAAAUUUGGGGUUUAUUUUGAAGGCGGGAAGGGGAACAUCCGUGGAGACCCAGCCUACGUGAGGGCAGCCUGCGAGGGCAGCUUGAAGCGGCUCGAUGUUGAUUGUAUUGACCUCUACUACCAGCACAGGAUCGAUACUCGAGUCCCCAUCGAAGUGACGAUUGGGGAGUUGAAGAAACUCGUUGAGGAGGGGAAAGUGAAAUACAUCGGUCUGUCUGAGGCCUCUGCUUCAACUAUCAGAAGGGCCCACGCCGUUCAUCCAAUAACUGCUGUUCAGUUGGAGUGGUCACUGUGGUCGAGAGAUGUUGAGGAAGAAAUAAUUCCCACCUGCAGGGAACUUGGGAUCGGGAUUGUCUCAUACAGUCCUCUGGGACGAGGGUUCUUCUCUGUGGGCCCAAAACUGGUUGAGAACUUGUCGAACGAUGAUGCCAGAAAGAAUCUCCCAAGGUUCCAACCCGAGAACUUGGAGUACAACACAAAGAUAUUCGAUAGAGUGAACGAGAUAGCUCAGAGGAAGGGGUGCACCCCAUCACAGCUAGCCCUCGCAUGGGUUCAUCAUCAGGGGGACGACGUGUGCCCCAUCCCAGGGACCACCAAGUUAGAGAACCUAAGACAGAAUAUCGGAGCCCUGUCUGUCAAACUUACGUUGGAAGAAAUGGCAGAGCUGCAGUCCAUUGCGACCUCUGAAAAAGUGAAGGGCGAGAGAUACACACCUGAUGUUCCCACAUGGAAGGAUUCUGAGACACCGCCCCUGUCCUCUUGGAAAGCGGCCUAAGAGGAAAUCCGAAAUCAUGGAAGUGUACAUGGAGACUUGGCUCUUAGGUUUGUGAAAUCAUGGAUGUUUUAAGUUAAACUUGCAGGAACAUAUGCAGGUCGAAUGCUGGUUUAGAAUAAUGUACAGCAUGAUGCUUUUGGUAUGACAUAAUGUGAGGAGAAAUGAAGUACGAGUUUACGAUAUGUUGUAGUCUAGUUACUUGCUAAAUGUGCUUAUCCAAAGUUUUCUCUA
Punica granatum (pomegranate) is the source of this 1382-nucleotide messenger RNA. Lineage: Eukaryota; Viridiplantae; Streptophyta; Magnoliopsida; Myrtales; Lythraceae. The record is from RefSeq and is a predicted model, not a curated record.